Pristis pectinata (smalltooth sawfish) is the source of this 8582-nucleotide messenger RNA. RefSeq names its product CAP-GLY domain containing linker protein 2 (gene clip2). Gene Ontology annotation, cellular component: nucleus; cytoplasm; microtubule plus-end. The record is from RefSeq and is a predicted model, not a curated record. The coding region runs from base 678 to 3992 and encodes 1104 amino acids. Gene Ontology annotation, molecular function: microtubule plus-end binding. The transcript is spliced from 19 exons. Lineage: Eukaryota; Metazoa; Chordata; Chondrichthyes; Rhinopristiformes; Pristidae. Gene Ontology annotation, biological process: cytoplasmic microtubule organization.
GGCUGGCGAAGAAACAACAGGCAGCUGGAGGAGGCAGCGCCCUCCCCCCUAUCACUUUUCCUUUUGUUCAUUUAUUCAGCAGAGCUGGGAGUCAAUCACAGCCUUUCCAGUGGCCUGUGAGCCCUCCUGUUUGAAGAACACUGGAUGGAUAAGAGCCAGUCAGUCUCUUGUGCUGGUUGUCCAGAAUUAAGGGCGUUUUAGUCUGGGGUCUGGUGGAGAUUCAUUCAGCUGACGGUGGCUCCUGCUGCCUGUGUAAAUGGUGGUUUUAUUUUUGCAGAAGCCAGCAUCGGACAGCUCCUGGAUUCUGGAUUCUGAAUGACUGGCAAACGUGCCGUGCUUCAUUCCUCCAAUCCUCAUUGGAAUGAAGAGGACGCAAGUGUGUCUGUGCGGCUCCAUGUGACUGGGUGCUGUCAGCUUUUCUCCGUUUCCCUGCAUCCUACGAGAGCAGCCGAAGGGAGAGGCAGAAGGGCUGCGGUAGAACAACAGCCCGGGGGCGGGCGUCAGCAAGAACACCAACAAUCAGUGUAGCACGACAAGCUGGAUGAAAGGAAAGAAACGGUCCUGUAAGGAUGAGGGGAGUGACGAGCGGGAGAGAUGUGUGAAGCAGCCGGUGCUAAUCCCCAGUCCUCCUAGAGAACGAGCUUUGUCUGCAAGAGAGAGACCCAGACGUUAUUGAAAUGAGCCUGCUGAAACCAAGUGGGCUGAAAGCCCCCGGACGGGUCAACAAGCAUUCCAGCCCAAUGGGCCGUGGUACUGCUGCAGCAGCCGGUCCCAAGGAAGGCUCCCCUUUGCACAAGCAGGCUUCUGCCCCCACAUCUGGCGACAGAUUGGCAUCAAAGAGCGCUGAGAUGGGAGAUGACUGCAUUGGGGAUUUUGCCAUUGGAGACCGUAUCUGGGUGAAUGGUGUGAAGCCUGGCAUCAUACAGUUCCUUGGGGAAACACAGUUUGCCCCUGGAAAAUGGGCCGGCGUUGUCCUCGAUGAACCUGUGGGAAAGAACGAUGGAUCGGUGGGGGGCGUACGGUACUUCGAAUGCGAACCUUUGCAAGGUAUUUUCACAAGACCCUCAAAACUGGCGCUGCACCCCUCAACUGAUGGCGCUGGAAGUGACGCGCUUUCUGGAGAGUCCAUAACGUUUCCAGUCCCAUCCUCUCAUCAUGGCACUGCCACCCCACCACUCUCCACUCAGCGCAUGAACUGUACGAUUCCUUUGAGGGAAAGCAUUUUGAACAGCUCCAUGAAGACUGGGAAUGAGUCGGGAUCGAACCUGUCCGACAGUGGAUCUGUAAAGAAAGGCGAUAAAGAGUUGAGAUGUGGGGACCGAGUUCUGGUGGGCGGAACCAAAACCGGAGUGGUGAAGUACGUGGGAGAGACAGAUUUCGCAAAGGGCGAAUGGUGUGGCGUUGAGCUGGAUGAACCCCUGGGUAAAAACGAUGGAGCUGUUGCUGGCACAAGAUACUUCCAAUGCCCACCCAAGUUCGGUCUAUUCGCUCCCAUUCACAAGGUUAUGCGGAUUGGCUUCCCUUCCACUACUCCAGCUAAGACCAAAAAGAGUAAGAGGAUGGCCAUGGGAGUCUCGGCCUUGACGCAGAGCCCUAGCAGCUCCUCCAUAAGUUCUGUCAGCUCUGUGGCAUCUUCAGUCGGAGGCAGACCAAGCAGGACGGGACUGCUGACGGAGACAUCCUCCCGCUAUGCCCGGAAGAUCUCUGGCACCACAGCCUUGCAGGAAGCUCUCAAGGAGAAGCAGCAGCACAUCGAGCAGCUGCUGGCGGAACGGGACCUGGAACGAGCGGAGGUUGCCAAGGCAACCAGCCACAUCUGUGAAGUGGAGAAGGAGCUGGCAAUGCUAAAGGCUACUCACGCACAGUAUGUGACAGAGGCUGAGGGGAAUCUUCAGGUUGUACGGUCCAUGCUGAACAACGCUGAAAAACAAAAACAGGAAUUGCUAAACACUCUGGAAGAGGAGAAAAGGAAAAUCGAGGAUCUCCAGUUCCGAGUGGAAGAAGAAUCAAUUACCAAAGGAGAUUUAGAGACUCAGACAAAGUUGGAGCAUGCCCGUAUUCGGGAGCUCGAACACAGCCUGCUGUUCGAAAGGACCAAAGCUGGAAAACUCCAAAAGGAGUUUGAAGACACUCGGCUUACAACAGUGGCUGAAAAAUCCAGGAUUGCACAGCUUGAAGAUGAACUUAAUCUGAGGAACAGCGAGAUCGAGGAACUGCAACAGAGACUGAGAAACACUAACUCCUCGGGCACUCCUGAGCACAGCCUCAGUCUACAGUCGGAGGCUCUCAAGUUGCGUGAACAACUAUUAUCGGUCAACAAGGAGCACCAGACAGAGAACAUCUUACUGAGAGAAAAGUACGAGGCCAGGUUGCAGGAGUGCCAGCAAGAAAUGGAAAAGUUAAAGGCCAGCAAUGAAAAAUACUCCCAUGAUGUCAGUGAGCUCCGGCAGAAGCUCCACCAAGCAACCAAGGAAAACAUGGAGAUGAUGGACAACUGGAAGAACAAAUUGGACACAUUGGUGUCUGACCACCAGAAAUCUCUCGAGGAACUUAAGGUUUCAUUAAUUUCAGGUACUGAUGUUCAGAACAGUGAGCUGUUGGAGCUCAGGGCCACCAUAGAAAGCCUAAAGAUGGAGCAUCAGCUUGAGUGGGAGAACCUAAAAGCCAAGCAUGAAAUUGAGAUGGCACUGCACCUAAAGGAAAAAGAGGAUUUCAAAGUCAAGCUGCAAGAAGCCAAGUGUGAACUGGAAGAAUGCAAUUCCAACUGGCGAAACAAAUUGGAGGUUACAACAAGUCAACACAGGCAAGAACUCCAGACAGCCAUCGAUCAGCUCCGAAACGCAGAGUUAAGGCUUAGUGAGCAGGAGAAACUUCAGCUUGGGUAUAAGGACCAAGCACAGGCUAUCGGCUUCUUAAAAGAGCAGAUCUCAGCGGCUGAGAGAAAAAUGCUGGAUUACGAGGCGCUCCAGAAGUCCGAGAUCAAACACAAGCAAGAGUAUAAAUUGCUACAGGAGAAGCUACAAGCAAUGGAAGCUCGGCACUCUUCCGAAGCUAUCGACAACAAUAACGUCUUGAAGGAGAAAAUGAAAAUGAAGCAAUCGAUAGAAGAUUUGUUAGACAAGCUCAGUAAAAGGGAAAAGGAUGUUUCUUCGAUGUCGUCGCAGAUCGAGUUAUUAAAAACCCAAAUUGUUGCUCUGGAACACAAGUCCAAAUCUUCCGAGAAAAAAGUUGACGCAACGACAAAGGAAAAAGUCAAACUGGAGAUGGAGCUGGAGGCCCUGACCCGCAAAUCCCACGAUGCUUCGGGUCAGCUGGUCCUCAUUAGUCAAGAGCUGCUGAAGAAGGAAAGGAAUCUAAACGAACUUCGCUCGUUGUUGCUGGAGACCAAUCGUCACUCCAGUGCAGGAGAAAAGGACCUCAGCCGGGAAGUGCACAAAGCUGAGUGGAGGCUGAAGGAACAGAAGCUACAAGAAGACAUCAAGGUCCUCCGAGAGAAACUAUAUGUUCUUGGUACUGAGAAGUACAAACCUGAUCAGAAACGGCGCCCCGUUUCUCUGCAGGACACUGAGACAGACACUGAGAUCUCCAAACUGCAGCAAAGGCUAGUUAACACCGAAGAGGCCUUGAGGAGUGCCCUGGAGCAGAACCAGCAGAUGGAGAAACUAAUGCAAGCCAUGCAGACACUGGAUAGUGCCAGUUCUGCGAAUGGGGUUCAUCAACGAAGUCAACUGGAAACUAUGACAGACAGCAGGUGCUUCAAGCAAGAGGAAUACUCGAGGUCACGUUCCCCCCAGCGCCAACAUGACUCCAGCCGAGCGAAGCAGCUAUUGGUGACGGAAAACAGAAGGAUAGAGAAGCUCUUCAAGGAAAUAGAAGAGAUGAGUGUUUGUGCUUCUCCUGAAUCGCUCCAAAUGAAAGGCUCCGGAGAUCCUCCUGGCAGACAAUCCACGUCAACUGAUCGGAACGAGACCACAGAAAAGGUCCAGCACUGAUGCAGGAGGCGUUUGCCGAUGGGACGAGUCAGUUUGCUCUGUGCUUUGUGCAGACGGCCAACAGCUGCUCCAGCCAGAAGCCCAGUGUGUUCUUUUACUGCUUUCCACCAGUGAUAGAGCUUGGAGUUUGAAGCCCUUGUGUCCAUCAUGUAGCCACAAUACAAGUGGAAAGGUGCCUCCAGAGCCAGCCAGUUGUCAAUAGGCAGUAUCCACCUAUAACACAACAAGCACCUAAAGCAGUCAACACUCACCUUCCUGCCCAAGUAUAAUGUCGCUCUAUUGUCCUGUUUACUGACCAUUUUUCUUGUUGUUUUGCUCACAAACAGAGCUUGAGCUUGAAGAAGGAUUUCUUUUGCUAAUGAGGAUAAUAAGUAGUGUUUAUUAAGAGGGCAAAACCACAUUGUACCCAUGUUCGUCAGGCCAGAGCUCAUUGUUCGUCUCCACAUUUUGAGUUGUUAUUCCUGUCCUGGAGGUGAUUCCCAUUGAUUUUAUUCCCAGGUUCUCUGAUCUUGGAGGAACAGCAAUCAAACGGAAUCGUGAGAGAACACCUUGCUGAUCAUCUCCAAACAGCACAUUAAACCCAGUCCAAUCUGACAUGCAGGAAAUAUCUCUCUGACUGCUGUUUCAGUGAAGAUUGUUUCACAGUGGGUAUAAUGUACAAACACAGGUAAUUAAUGUUAGUUAUUCAUGUGGGAACUUGGAUUUGAGGCACUUUGUUGGGAUGGUGUGGAGAGUGUCACUCACCACAUAACUCAUCACCUAUCGGAACAGCCCAGGGCUCUGCAACCAUUAUAGCACUUUGUGAAGUGAAGCCCCUAUUUGUACAAGCAAGGUCUUACAACAGCAAUGAGAGAAGUGACCAGAGGAUCCUUCUGUAGAUCUUGCAAACCUCCUGUCUUGAGGGCCACCUCUUCUGGCCUUGUUGCUGAUUUUAAUCUCUCCAGCUGAAGCCAUGGAGUCCGAGGCCCUCUUCUAGAAUUGCCUCCCCAAACAUCUCCAUCUCUUUCCAGCUUUAACAAGCUCCUUAAAGCCAAGUAUCUGCCCUAAUACCUCUUUCAGACUUUGCUUGACAGUGUUCUUAUUAUAUUAACAGCAUUAACUGCAAGUUGGUGCUGUCCACAAGGUAUUUUCUUCUGAGGUCACUUUUAAAUGGUUUACUAAUGAUCCAGAGCUGGUUUAAUGUUGUCCUCUACCCCUCCCCGUUCCCUGAAGCUGUUGAUCUUUUAUUCUUGUUUAUCAAUGUAGCCUAAUAUUUAUUUAAUCAACAGCACGAUUGCAACAAUCAGAGCAAUUAAUCCCCACACUACAUAAACUGACCAUUGCAUUCCUAUACAUGAGCUGACAAGUGUUUCUCUCAUUAUUCAAUAGGUAGACCAAGAAAUGCUUGUAUAACAAAGCCAAUUGUAAACCAACAAGUAAUAUCAUUUUACGUAUGAAUGUAUAAAAAAUAUAGUGACCUUUAAUUUAUUUCAAAAUGUUUCUCACAACAGGAAAAAUGUCACGGUGUAAUGCAUUAUCCACAUUAAUGAGCAAAUCUACAUAGCUUUCUGGAAAUUCUCUGAAAUUUAUUGGUGCAUAACUUACUUCCGGGCCUCUCCCAGUGUCUUCCACCCUGGGUCAUGCAAACAGUGUGCUGAAACAGGAAGCUGAAGGAGCCUGUGACCUGCUCCAGUGCUUUAUAGUCGGGGUUAGCCAGUCAGACAUCCCAAAACCUUAAGAGAAAAGAGAUUUAAGGUGCUGGAAUCUGGAAUAAAAGAACAGAACACCAGAAGAACUUAGCGAGUCAAGCAACAACUGUGGAGGCAAACAGUGUAAAUCAAUGUUUCGGGACUGGAGCAACACACACAAAAUAAAAUGCUGGAGGAACUCAGCAGGUCAGGCAGCAUCUAUGGAGGGGAAAUAAGCAGUCAACGUUUUGGGUCGAGACCCUUCAUUAGGACCCUUCAUCUGCAGGAUCUCUUGUGUUUCGGGGCUGGUGCAGAGCCUCGACCCAAAAUGUUGAAUACGCCUUUUUCCUCCAUAGAAGCUGUUUAACCUGCUGAGUUCUUCCAGCAUUCUGUUUUUAUCUCAAAACCUGAGUGUAUUUGGCAGUUUCAUCGAUACUAAACCAACAUCUUUACCCAACAGCUGAUGAUUUUACAAUAACUAUCAGUUGCUUCUUUGUCCGAGUGGAAUCCCACCCUCUUCAACUAUCAAAUGGAAGCUACUGCUUCAAGAAAGCUCUGAGUCCGUGUCAUUAAUCUGCUGGGCACUAACUAUCACUGCACAAGCAGGGGAUUGCACCUGAGCCUUCACUGGUCAGCUCUUCACUGGAUACUCCCACAAAGGAACACAGUAUCCAGGAGGAGGAAAUUCAACUUUCCAUUCAUUAGGCUCACGGUUCAUUAUUUUUCAGAUCCGGCUACCUUCUGUAAACCUUUUGCUGAAAGAUAUGUCCAUCCAUCUUUGAUUUGAAGUCUUUAUCUGAACUUCUACUUCACUGUUUCCUGUGUGAGGGAGUACAUGCUGAUAUCACUCCUGAAUGUCCCAGCUCUGAUUUUGAGGUGCUGAGCCCCUGACAGAGAAAAUAACUUCUGGCUAUCCUUCCAAGUCAUUCAAUCUUCUCAAGAAACCUCCAGAACUGCAGAUCCACAGUCCUGUAUAACUAGCUUAGUGCAACUGAAAAUCAUAUUUAAGCGUCAGCCUGACCCUGAGUCCAAUUAGAGCACUGACUAUAAAUUUGUCCCAAAUGAUUAAAACAUAUUUAGUUAUGUGAAAUCUUAUCCAUAAUUUAAAUCCUGAAUUCAGAUUUCCAUCUAUUUCCCAGAGGAAUCUAUCUUACAGUGAAUGAAUGGUGUGUAGAUUUAAUUUAAUAAUAAUAUAGAUGUAGGUUGAUUUUUAAGGUAUGAACAUUUGUUUUGCCUUUUCAGCCAAAAUGUGAAAUGUUAAAUAAAGUGCACUGAUCCCGGUAGACAUUGUAUAUGUUACGUUGGCAAGGUAACUAACUGUGGGGAAACAGCUGACAAAUUCCUUCAUGCCGUGCACAUGAUCUGUCCCACUUGAGCCACCUGUAUCCUGUCCUGUACCUGCCCACCACAUGGUACAACAUUUGAACAAACUGCUGAUAAUUAUCGAUAAUUUAAUAAUAACUGCAUUAUCCCUUGUGUCCAAAUGCUGUCUUUCUGUAAGUACACACACACACACGCAUGCACGCACGCACGCAUACACACUAUUAGCAUUAAAUGAUAUGUACACUGUAUAAUACCAGGGUGCACUGUGAUAGACCAGCUCUACAUAAUGUAACUACACCUGCUUCCAGGGUACGACAUGCACGUGCUGGCUCGCUGGGAGAGGCAAUGGAAACAAGCACAGGUUUGCUGAUUGUUGGUUCCUUGGCCUGUUGAUUUCACUCUGGGAUCCAAAAAGAAACUUAACAUGGUCUCCAAAGGUCAAUAGAAGAUACUGUGGCAUAGAAUGAAAUAUCUUGAGUUGUUUAAUAAACACCAAAAAAGCAAACAGUAUUGUACUAUUAGGAGCUAUGAACCACUGAGUCAGUUGUGCUUUGACAUAAAUGUAACCAUCUUUUUUCUAAAGUGUUUCACUGUGGAACUUUAUGAUGGUCAUUUUUUUUUUAAAAGAGGGUAUGAUGCCCUUCACAGCCCAUCACUCCAUUAGGGUCUUGCCGCACUUCACCUCUCUGACAGCAAAUUGGAUUAAUUAGACCAGGCAACGAGCCCUUGUGUCUCAAAGUAAGGCCUUUGCCUGCUCAGUUAGUUAGAGACACCAAGCUGGAAACCAUUCUAGCCUCCAGUUCAGUCCUGCCUCUCUGCACCUCACCCCACUCUGAGACAACGUCCAUCCCCAUUCUUGGUAUAAUUGCUUAGCUGCAGCUGGAAACUAGGCAGAUCAGGGGAUAGAGAUGGAGGCUUUGUCCUACCAUUCCAUGUGCUCCAAUCUGAAUUCUACUAAUUUAACAGAAGAUAGGUGCUGACUCUGUGUUCUGUACCCGAUCUGUAUAGCUGGCCUAUAUGCUACGAUUCAUUAUGUCAACCCCCCUCCCCAUACACAUUCUAGGAUUUUGAUCUUAAAUGGGCUUUAUAAUAGGAUUGCUUAACAGAACUCAUAUAAUGAAGCUUCCCCAAGGGAUCACAGCUCUCCUGUAAUAAAUGAAAGCAGUCUGCAGUUAGCAUUUUAUUCCUAGGUAAGUGUGUAGAUAACCAACCCAGCCUGUUGCUUCUGCCUUGUCACCUGGAGGACUUUUCAUGAAUCUAUGUGAUGGGACUAUUGCAGGAAUAAGUGGAGAUCAGUGGUGCGGUGCACUGUGGGAGUAUCCCUUAUCUCUACGUGGUAUGGCGAAGGUACAGAGCUUUUCCCCUAUCACAAUGCCACAGAGGAGAAAUGGAAUGAUCCUAUCAUACUCCAGUGCUUAUGAUGCAGGCUAUAGUCAGACCCGACAGAAUUCCCAUUGUUGUCUUAAUGUGUGGAGCUGGUUGUGAAUAUUUAAUCUUUAACACUCCGUUAUGGCUAAUACUCUACCCAUUACAGUAAACUGCAUGGAGAUGUACAUGUGUUAACCUUGUUUUCAAAAUAAAAUGAAUCCUGUUUUCCUUG